AAAAAUAUGAAUAAAAAAUUAAAUGGAUACGGAAAAUACGGAAGCUAAUUGGUGUAGGUAGAAUUUCAGACCGACAUCGCAAACCCAAAUUACAUAGACGACGGUGAUACUCACAGAAACAAAGUCCACAUCCCGGAAUUCCCGCAACCCAACACCUUCCGAUCUCGCCGCAUUGCUAUCUCUCUCUUUCUCUCUCUGGAUCUGAGGCAGGAAAAUCUCGAUCUUAUCCAGCUUCCCGGACUGACAAGCUCAGGACAUCUGGAAAAGUUGGGAUGGGAGCAGAAAAUAGCCAUUGGCAUUUGGAGCUAAACUAUGACCAGUGGGUAGCAUUAUCUGUAUCUGGUUCGCGACCAUCAGCUCGCUAUAAGCAUGCAGCAGCUGUGGUUGAUACAAAAUUGUACAUUUCUGGUGGAAGUCGAAAUGGUCGGUACCUAUCCGAUGUUCAGGUUUUUGAUCUUGAAACUUUGGCAUGGUCUUCUCUGAAACUGAGCACUGAACCAAAUGUUGAUAAGAUCAAUGACAGUCUCCCACGAGAAAUCCUUCCAGCUACAUCUGGUCACAGUAUGUUUAAGUGGGGAAACAAACUUCUUCUUGUUGGUGGGCAUUCAAAGAAUAUAUCUGCAAAUCUGUCAGUGUGGUUCAUUGAUCUGGAAUCACACCACUGUGGUGUUGUGGAGACCACCGGAAAAGUUCCGGUAGCUCGUGGUGGGCAGUCUCUAACGCUGGUUGGAUCUAAACUGAUAAUGUUUGGCGGAGAAGACAGACAUAGGCAGUUGAUGAAUGAUGUCCACAUUCUUGAUAUGGAGACAAUGACUUGGGAUGUUUUAGCAGCUACGCAGACGCCUCCAGCUCCCAGAUUUGAUCACACAGCAGCAGUGCAUGCAGAGCGCUAUCUUCUAAUCUUUGGUGGUUGUUCUCAUUCAAUGUUUUUCAACGAUCUUCAUGUACUGGACUUGGAGACUAUGGAAUGGUCCCAACCACAAAUUCAAGGUGAUUUGGUUACCCCGAGGGCUGGUCAUGCUGGCAUAACAAUUGAUGAAAACUGGUAUAUAGUUGGUGGUGGUGAUAAUAGAAGUGGUGCCCCAGAAACUCUUGUGUUGAAUAUGUCUAAGCUUGUUAUGACGGUUUUAACAAGCGUUGGGGGAAGAGAUCCUCUGGCCAGUGAGGGAGUCAGUCUUUCUUCAUUGUUGCUAGAUGGAGAGGAGAUUCUGGUUGCAUUUGGUGGCUAUAAUGGGAAGUAUAACAAUGAGGUAUAUGUGAUGAGACCCAAACCAAGGGAUUCUCCUCACCCCAAAAUUUUUCAGUCACCAGCAGCUGCAGCUGCCGCAGCCUCUGUUACUGCUGCAUAUGCCCUAAGCAAAUCUGGGAAGCUAGAGUUCUCUGAAAUGGAGGAUUUGAACAUUAAGUUAGCCCAAGGAAAUGGCUCUCAAUGGGAUCUUGCAAGUGACAUCACUAAAAUUAGGGAAGAAAAGAAGAUGUUGGAAUCAGCCCUUGCAAAAGUCAGAGCAGAUAAUUCAAGCUUCAAGGGAAAGAUUGACGAAACUACUGGUACUCAUGCUGAUUUGUCCAAGGAGCUCCACUCUGUCCAAGGUCAACUAAAUGCUGAAAGAUCAAGAUGUGCUAAACUGGAGGCACAGAUUUCAGAGCUACAGAAGAUGCUGGAGUCAUCGCCUUCCAUAGAAGAAGAGGUACAACUACUAAGGAAGCAAAAAUCUGCAUGGGAACAUGAUAUGGAACUUGCUUCAGCUGUUCAAAGGCAGAGUUCUGGUGGUGUUUGGAAGUGGAUGUCUAGUUAGCUGGGAAUUUAUGUAAAAUCUGAAGCUGUAAGAGUUCAUCAAUGGCCAUUAGAUGCUCUGGCGUUUUGUUUAUUCAGCCGCACAAGGGACCGGUUCUAUAGAUGUCUUCUGAACUUGCAACAGAUGGGAAUUUUUUCAGAUAAGACUGAACUGAUACAAUUACUUAAGAAGCAUGUUUCAGCUGUUUCUCAAUACGUGCUUUGCAAUUGUCAUUUUGUAGAUUGUACUCCAAAAUAUGCCUUUUGUUACACUGUAACAAUCAUUAUUAUUUGAUUCUCAUCAGUUUUGUACUCUUUAUGUUAUUCUUGUUGGUGUUAAUAACACCAUUGCACAAAAAUAGUAAUAAUAUUGACAUCGAGUUGGUGUAGUGUAA
This is a messenger RNA of Rhododendron vialii, 2169 nucleotides long. Its product is annotated as acyl-CoA-binding domain-containing protein 4. The coding region runs from base 273 to 1796 and encodes 507 amino acids. Lineage: Eukaryota; Viridiplantae; Streptophyta; Magnoliopsida; Ericales; Ericaceae. The transcript has 15 exons. The record is from RefSeq and is a predicted model, not a curated record. Gene Ontology annotation, molecular function: protein binding.